Limulus polyphemus (Atlantic horseshoe crab) is the source of this 4003-nucleotide messenger RNA. RefSeq lists its product as uncharacterized. NCBI's taxonomy places the organism in Eukaryota, Metazoa, Arthropoda, Merostomata, Xiphosura, Limulidae. The coding region runs from base 127 to 2808 and encodes 893 amino acids. The transcript is spliced from 2 exons. The record is from RefSeq and is a predicted model, not a curated record.
GUUUGAUAAUCGUAUUAUGGAUUUCUGAGACCGAAUGAAAUAUUAUCAGUCAGACUACAAAAAUAAACCUAAUUUUGUUAUUGAUUAAGUGAUAGCAACAGACAAGAAAUAUUCACCACUGUUAACAUGUCUCAGACAAAAUUACUACUAGAUUCAGUUCUUCAAUGGACACCCGAAGAAUGUAGAGAGGCUUUAGAGGAUACUUUGCCUAAGUUGAUAACCAUCUUCACAAGUGGCUCUGAUCUUUUUGAUGAACACUCCCAUAUUAAUCCUCUAUAUAUACUAUGUCAUUCUUUUUUUACUUGCAUUUCAAUUAGUCAAAUGGAAGAGAAGUUUCUUUCAAAAAUUAUGCCAAGCGUCUGUAAGAAUUUUGAUUUCCUUAUUGAGACUAUCAGAGCAUUAGAUUUUGAGCAAGAUGCUUUAAUGUGGAAAGAUAAAGUGACAUCAGCUUAUCAAAGAAUGAGAGAUAUAGUUAACUGUAUAGGGUUUUGUAUUCAAACAGUUGCAGCUGAGAGAUCUGUCAUGUUGGGGCAAAUUUACAGUCUACCUAGAGCAGUUGUUCAUAUUAUAAAACAGUGUUUUUCUCACUGUAAGGAAAGUGAUGCUGUGUAUAAAGAAAAGGUUGAGAUAAUUGGUACUUCAUUGACUACUUUGUUUAAGGAAGCUCAUGGCUUACAAACAGAUCUCCUGGUACUUCUUGAGAAGUUGGAAAUUUGUGAAGGAGCUGAAGAAGAUGUAUCAGCUCUAGUAGAAAUUUGUGAUAACCUGAGUGAUGUGUCACAAGUUGCUACAACUUUGGAACUAAAAGUUGCAGCUGCUGUUUGGAAAACAUACACAAGACUAGCUACUCAGUACCAUGGAGUAUUAAAAGAUAGAUUAAAUGUAGCAGCAGCCUUACAGUUUCUUGGCAGUGAAAUAGUACAAGGUAUUGAUAUAGUUUGUUCAUCUGCAGAUCCUGUUGAUGAGAAGGAGUUUUCAAGAAUUGUGAAAAUUAGUAUGUUUAACUUGAAAGUUAUUAUUGCUAUAUGUGAUAAAUUCAAAGGCUAUCUUGGUGAUUGUUUGAAAUCUCUGACUCUUGUACUUUUAAAUUUACUUGGGAUCUCUGCAUCUUCUCUUACAAAACAGGAUUCCAAAAUUGACGAACUUAAUCGUACAUUAGUCAUUGGAGUUGAGCCUUUGUUAAUACCUCUAUUGACUGAAAGAGAGUUUUCACAAACUGUUAAGGAAAUCAUGCUGAAAUGUCCCGAUGAUAUGUGUCUCCCUCUUUGUUUUUUAUUAGUCUUGAUCUUACAGAAACUUCCAUCUUUUGAAAGAGACAUUAUGAAUGAUUGGUUAGGACAGUGUUGUGGUAACCCACAAGAAGGAAUAAUUCAUUUAAUGUUUAAGUCUCUUCAGUCCUGCCACAUUGAAGUCUUUCUACCUGUUCAUGUCCCUGGUAUUAUGCAUGGUGGGAGACCUCAGCGCAUGAUCAGUUUAUAUGAACAUGUGUGCACUCAUCUUUGUAGUUCUAUUGCUUGCAUUCCACCUCAGUAUUUUUGGAUCAUUGAACAAACUUUGUUACAGAACCUUUUUAGUGAUUAUCUGAUUCAAGCUAUGUUAGCUGGAGAUGUCUGGUGUUUUGUUGCUCGGUUUGGAUCAUCUGAACUUUGUUUUUCGCACGUUUGUGUUCUGGCAAACUUAUUACAAAAAACAAAACAAGACAGCCAUCAGAGUUUACAUUUACAGUCCCUGUUAAAUAGGCUUAUUGUAUUUUUGACUGCAGAGCACAAAGAAAAGUUUGUUACCAAAUUUCCUUUCUUAAUGUAUAGUAGCCUUUGGGGAAAUAUUCAUAUAGCUAGGUUAAAAGACAUCAGAACUGAAGGAAUAGAAAAUAAUUUAUUCACUAUGAAUCUUGAAGUAUUGCAUAAUUCUAUUGAUCGGAUAAAAUCUGAAAACUAUUACUCAUUAUGCUCUGCUUUAGAUACACUUAGAAAUUUAUCAUCAUCAGAUGAUAUUCAAAAGGAUAAAACCAAAUUUCAGAACUUGGGAACAGAUGUGUUACAUUUAAUAUUGUGCUUACCAAUACCUCUUGUCCACAAAAGCCCCUGGGUUUGCCAGCUGACUAUCAGAUUAUUGCACUUGAUGGCUCAUUUUAUGCCCUAUUUCUCCAACUGUGAAUUACAUUCAUUGUUGAAUCAACUUAAGUUGUUGUGGGAAGUACAAAAAGAUGACCUUUGUUUGGCUGUCAUAAAUAAUUUGCGUCAUUGGACGUCUUUAUACAUACCUCCUUUACCAGGACAGAGAGAAAUUCUCAGCAAAUUAUCAAGCUUAUUUGCCAUCACUUUAGAUUCAAAUAAUUUUCUGAUAAAACAGCAUGCUCUACAAAUGUUUUCUGAAUUUGCUCAUAAAACAAAACACGAAGAUGUUAUUCCUGAAAGUUUAGGAAAAGCUCCUCAUCUUCAAGAACUACUCACCAGCUUUCUUAGUAAUACACCGUAUAAAAAUAAUGUGAUUGUUACUGAUCCUUAUCAGAUCUUACAAGUUGAAUCUGGUGUUCAAAAUAGCCAUCCAUCAGUUGUUAUUUCAAAAUCAUCAUCAAAUGAAAAAACUAUCGUACGCCAAGAUGGUGUAGUAAUAAAGCCUCCUGCUAAACGUCUUUGUGGUGAGUUGGAAAAAGAACAGGAUGCCCUUGAACAUCUUAUUAUCUCUCUGGAGGAAAAUAUAGACAUACUAGAAAAAUAUCUCAAUACCAGUACAUGUUCCAUGGAAGUUAGAUAUCAUGAAAGGUUAAAAAAUGUGUUAAGAAAACUUGAAAAAUUCCAAACCUAAAGAACAGUAUUGCAUAUUAUAUACUAAGUAAUAUCAGUUGACAAGUACGCUAUUCUAUAAAAGUUUCUCGUUUGAAUGUUUGCAUAUAUAUUUUUAAUUAAUGCUCUAGGGUCAAAAUACAUAUAACUUAUAUUGAAAAAUGAAACUAAGUUUAAGAUUAUUGCUGCAUGUUAGAAACAUUUUCAUCUGCUAACUGCCAUUUAAAACAAUUUAUAUGCAGUGUAGGUUUUCCCUUGAGAACUGUUUUAUGUUUCUAUAGUAGUAGAACAACCCAGUUAAUUUAACUUUUCCUCUACUGAUAUUCCUGUUUUUCUUAGCAACCAAUUUUAUAGUAUAAUAUUCAUAACAUGAAACAUUACCUAGUGUCAGUGUCACCUGAAAGCAUCUAGUUUAUACUUCAUUGGAACUAUGUUUUAUUACUAUACAAUAUCAUUAAAAUAUAUUGACUGUAUUAGCUUAAACGUUUAAUAUUAAUCAAUAGAUAGAGACUUGAAAUUGGUACCUAUCUUUACGUAGGUGUGAAUCUGUUCUUGCUUUUUGCAGUGAAAGAAUAUGUUAAUUUUUAUAUUCUGUUUUCCAUCAACUGGCUAUGAAUAUACAACAGUAUUUUCUGCUAGUGCUUGUGUACAUUUAAGUUUCAAAUUUAUGGUGUUAAUAGUUACACAUGCUUUAUUUUAUAAUUUUCGUUUAUCAUUUUUAUGCAUCCUUGUUUUGUAUUCAUUGCAUGUGUGAAAUAUCUGAAUGAUUGGAAAUUUAGGUUCGAGUGACUAGAGUUUGAUGUUAGUAAAAACCUGAUAUGUCUGUCUUAAAAGACAAAACAGCUGUAUGUGAUCACUGUGAGUAAAGUAGUUGAGAAAGUAUCUUUAAGGCUUGUAGUGAUUACAUUAGUUAUUAGAGCAACUCAUUUUGAUAAUACACUGCAAUACAUGUAACACUGCUUAUUUACAAAAAUUAAUGUUGAAGUCCUCUGUGCAUGUAGAAUGUUAUUUUUUCUUUAAUGCCUCUGGGAAUAAACUUAUGUGGAAUUUAUGUCAAAGGUUAUGAUGUUAAUAUUAAGAUAGAUCAUGUUUGGUUAAUUUAUUCUUUCCGUAUUAGUAAAAACUGAUGGAUACCAGAGUGUAUUGGAAUGUAAUGUAUAUCACUUCAUCAGCAAAAAUUAAUGUAAUUACAUCUGUAACAUGCAUGACUAGUUUUA